Messenger RNA from Plodia interpunctella (Indianmeal moth), 4851 nucleotides. It is a transcript of the gene Blimp-1, whose product is annotated as Blimp-1. The record is from RefSeq and is a predicted model, not a curated record. Gene Ontology annotation, cellular component: cytoplasm; nucleus. Gene Ontology annotation, biological process: cell fate commitment; regulation of transcription by RNA polymerase II. The transcript is spliced from 9 exons. Lineage: Eukaryota; Metazoa; Arthropoda; Insecta; Lepidoptera; Pyralidae. Bases 392 to 3511 code for a protein of 1039 amino acids. Gene Ontology annotation, molecular function: RNA polymerase II cis-regulatory region sequence-specific DNA binding; protein binding; DNA-binding transcription repressor activity, RNA polymerase II-specific.
UCGGUGGGCAUAGCACGGCGCGGCGUCGGGCUAGUGCGACGCGGUCGGGCUAGUCGGAGGGCAGGUCGGCAGCCGCAUUGCAUAAUGCUCCGCCGGCUCGCGCGCCGAGGCUGAUCCGCGCGCGCCGGCCGCGGCGCCAUGCGAGCGCCGCGCCGACACCGGCCUGUCCUGCUCGAGCUUCUCUAAGCGCUCGACCUAGCGCACGCGGCCACCCCUGGCUCCACUUUGCCAAACACGAUAAACACUCUGUUCCGUCGCUGUUGUUCCAUAAUACACUAGAAAUUGGUCGGAGAAUGCCAUAAACUAUCGUUGUAUGAAGUGUACAAGCUACUUCAUCGAAUAUAAUCGUAUGUUGAAAAUUUUCUUCUGAAAAUCUACAAAAUAUUUCAAGAUGAGACUAGCAACUAGUGAAGAAGUACCGAGCACGACGGUGGUGGGCCGCAAUAGCCCCGCGGGGGCCGCUAGUUCGGUGUCCGGCGCGGGCGCAUAUGAUGUCACGCGCAUGCGUGAGGAGGAGUUCGAGCGGCUCACAGUAUACAUCGUGCCAGACGUGCCUUGCGAGAGGGGUACCCCCAACAGGGCAGAGAGGACGCUGCCUCGCAGCCUCACUCUCAGACCAUCAGCAGUGUUAUCUACACCCAACACUCCUACUGAAGGUGUUUGGAGUAUAGGAGUGAUACCUAGAGGGACCCGCUUCGGGCCCUUCGAAGGCUCUCGCACUCCCAACAAGCCUAAUGACAAAGUCUCCUGGCGAUACUAUUGGAGGGUACAGGAAACUGUCAGACAUCAUACAUACGGAAAUAUAAAGAUUUUCAAAGACAGUGACUACUAUUACCUGGAUGGGUCAGACACGAGCAUCGCCAACUGGAUGCGCUAUGUGGCGUCCGCGUAUUCGCUCUCCGUCAUGAACCUGGUGGCCUGUCAGCAUCAGGAACAUAUCUACUUUUACACUAUCAGAGAUAUUAUGCCAAAUGAAGAGCUUAUGGUUUGGUACUGCAAGGACUUUGCCACAAGGCUUGGUUACGAUAUCGACCCUGAACGAGCAACGUAUUCUAUAUGUAAAGAAGAAACUAUCAAGAAAGCGUAUGGUUUGCCACCAGCUCCGGUGCAUCCGGAAAUUGCAUUCAAUCACAUGAAAUACGUUCUGGGUCUCACAAACGCAAAAGAAUUACUAGAAGCUGAAAUACCGAGCCGACGGAGAAAACGUGAAGCCAGUGAUCCUCCUCUACCACCAAGAGAAGACCCUCGAAAUUGCAAUAAAAAUGAGAGGACCAUUGUCAGAAAUGUCAUCCACACAAAAACUGAUAAUCAAAUAAUUAAUGAACACUCACCUGUAUCACCAAUCGGUUUGAUGCAACCACCGUCUCCAGUCAAAAUUCAUCAUAGGGAUAAUCAAACUUUAGUAAUUCACCAACAAAAGGAAAGUUCUGCACAUGUCGUAAUACAUCAUCUAGACAAUCCCAGGCUACAUAACAAUAGGUCACCAGCACAAACCCAUCAUGUUAGAGAUAUGCGUGGGCCUUCUCCGAUGGCACAAAAUCAACAGGAUAAAAUGGAAAGUAAAUCUCCUAGUAUUAGCCAUUGUGGACCACCUCACUAUGAACAUCAACUAACACCUAACGACGAAGGAUAUCACAGCAAUGGUUAUCAUGAUGAUUUUACUCCACCAGAAGAUUCAAGUGACUCUGAUGUAGAAAAUUAUGUUCUAGAUUGCUCAAAUAAAACCAAUGAACCUAAAGAAACUGUUAUAGUGCAAAAAAUUGACCAAGAAAUGCAUCGUAAUGAGUACAGAAAAGUGAAAAUAAAAAUGCCGAGAGCAUACCAAUAUCAAAAUCUCAAAGAGAUAGACUGUGAAAGUGAAAAAGAAUUAAUAAUAGCAGAAGAGGGAAUGGAUGGUUCACCUCAAAAUCUUUCCCCCCCAAGACGUGAUCCAGCCACAUCAACUGUGAUUGUUUUGGAAUCCUCGCAAAAUACUAUUGUACCUAUUAAUAAGCCAUAUUAUGAAGACGGCACAAUUUCACCAGGCCCACCACCGGCGUUCAUGAGAUAUUCUCCUCCGGAUACGCGAAUACUUGAGACCAUACUUACUGGAAGCAGGAUUGAUACAAAUAAUAAUGAUCCAAAUCGCCGUCAACCUAAUGCGACCCCGCCGCCAUCAUCACCAACAGAGAUGGCAUAUUCUUACAAGAAAAGUCAAAGAUAUGGCAACGCUUGCAGUCCCGACUCGAGCUCCAAUCUAACCCCUUUGCCAUCGUUGCUGCCGCUUCCGCAGCAACUGCCCGUUCCUAGCGCGGCGUCUGUGUAUUCGUCGUCUCCGCCACACACCAUUCCACACACAACGGAAAUAAGAGAAAUCAGAGAAAUUCGCGAGAUACGGGAAACACGCUAUGAAAGCCAUUACCCCAACUACUCAUACAAUUUAUAUUCUCCACCGAAUUCAACUAUUAUCACACAACUGGGCUCACCUCCUAGCACUUACUCGCCUACCGUUACUUCUUCACACCAAUACGAAAGAUCGCAAAAUGGACAAAGCAAUCACCACUAUCCCUCAUCGACGAGUGUAAUUACUCUCAAGAAUUGCUCUCAGUUGAGUUUGAUUCAAAAUUCAAAUGUUAAUAAUCAACUUGUGCCACAACAUGGAAGCAUGAGUCCCGACGGUUCCUGCGGUCUCAUGGUCGCUCCGAUGAGCCCAAACUCACAAGCUUCUCGAGGAUAUCGGAGUUUGCCCUACCCGUUAAAGAAAAAAGAUGGGAAAAUGCAUUAUGAAUGCAACGUCUGUUGCAAGACGUUCGGACAGUUAUCUAACUUGAAAGUUCACUUAAGAACGCAUUCCGGUGAGCGACCCUUCAAAUGCAAUGUUUGCAACAAAUCGUUCACGCAACUAGCUCAUCUACAAAAACACCAUCUAGUACAUACGGGGGAGAAACCCCACCAAUGUGAUAUUUGUAAAAAAAGAUUUUCUUCCACAUCGAAUUUAAAAACUCAUUUACGCUUACAUUCGGGUCAAAAGCCGUACGCUUGCGACUUGUGCAUGCAGAAGUUCACGCAGUUCGUGCACCUGAAGCUUCACAAGCGACUGCACACCAACGACCGGCCGUACGUGUGCCAGGGCUGCGACAAGAAGUACAUUAGCGCUUCCGGACUCCGCACCCACUGGAAAACUACUAGUUGUAAACCGAACAAUAUCGAGGAAGUUCUAGCUAUCACAAACGCCGCCAACACUGAAUGUAUUGGUUCCGUCGACAAAGACUGCCACGAGAGAGAGGCCCAUGAAGCGUACGAGGUGCACUCUCCGCAGGGCGGGCUGGUGGGAGCGCGCGUGGGGCUGGCGCACGAGGCUUUGGGGGCGCACGCGCACACCACUACGCCGCACCUGGCCGGCCACCGGCCGCUGUCGCCACAGUACCGGCCGCUGCCGGACCACGAGCCGCCGCACUACCCCUCGCCGCCGGCCGAGCCGCGGCCCAGCGUCAUCGAGUCCAGCCAGCCCCUCAUCAUAGAGUGCACCUGAGACCGGCCCUCGCCUUCCGAGCAUCACACUUCCGUCGGACGCGUGUCCCCCGCCGCUCUAUGUGAUUCAAGUUUUGUGAUCCAGCAAAAGUAUUUGUGCAUAAACAAUAUUGUAGCGAGCGAUGACUCGCUGCAUUCAGUGGCUAUGAGAUUACGAUACGAACUCUAAGUUGUAAAAAUUGUAUAGUACUUAAUUUUAAUUACGACGCUAAGUACUAAGUACUUAAAUAGAGAAGUCCCGUCUCCGGGAGAGUGUAUUAUAUUGUAUCGAGCAUUUUGCGUACGUUAUACUAAGGUUUCAGCAGCUCUUGUUUAUAUUAAUGCUCAAUUUUAUACGUGAAAUUAUUCUAUUGUAAAUAGGAUUUUGUGACAUCGACUUUACUUAAUUAUUUAGGUCGUCUAUGGUACUUAGACAAAACUUAUCUUUAGCAUACAAAACGUGGUGUAACAUAUGUUUCAGCAUAAUGUACUUUAAAAAUGUAUAUACCUAUUUGAUAUUGUGGAUGAUCCUACAUUUAUUUAAAAUUGAUUCUCAAAAAACAUCUGUGAAUUACCAGUGGAAACGACAAAUGUUAUUAACACCAAAGAUAAGGUAAUUUACGUAUCACGACCACAAUCAAAUCAAUUAUUCCAUGAAACCAUAAAAAUGAAGCAAUUACUAUUUAUUUCAAUAAUUCUGAAUCCAACGUCACUGUAUAGUGGUAAGUGCCAAAAGCACGGCAAUAUGUUUUAAGUUAUCCUAAAGAGAUGUCGGUAUAGUAUUUUAAUCGUUGUUCCUAAUGAAUAAUCGGAAAGUAAGCGCAUAUGUGCAAAAACUUAAUUCUAAUGUUAUUUAGAUUAAAAUCGACGAAUCGUGUACAUUAUCCCUACGCUAGAACAAAUGGUGCUUCACAUCGUAGAGUAGUGGUCGGCUGCCGCAGCGCGGGCCGACUGUACUACAUUGUAAUGUUAAUACACCGAGUCUACUUGUUACUAUUUUAUAUUCCAAAAUUCGAGUUAUUAUGAUUCUCCUAUUCGAAAAGGCUGAGAUAAAUAUGUAAUGUAACUUUGGCAAAUAUUAAAGUAAGAAUGUUUUCUUGAAAUGUGUCGAGCGCUUGGUGCGAACAAGAAGUCUAUAAAACAUAGUUACGUGAUGUAAAACCAAACGAUAGCUUUUUGUAUAUUUCUAUUGUUCGUACAAUUAAGAUUUUUAUAUGAAAAUAUCUAUCCUAGUAAAUGUAUAUAUGAUUUUUACUACCUAUUUGUCUACCUGCUAACAUUUUUAUAAUAGAUGAAAAUUGCAUCACUUUUAUUUAUAGAAAGUCAAGUUUUAAAAGUAUAUUUUAAUAAUUUGUCACCGUA